Messenger RNA from Rotaria sp. Silwood2, 1698 nucleotides. NCBI's taxonomy places the organism in Eukaryota, Metazoa, Rotifera, Eurotatoria, Philodinida, Philodinidae. The record is from the annotation of a GenBank genome assembly.
AUGAAACCUCAACAACUUGAAUUCGAUAUACUCGGUUUUGCAUUCGAACAUACAAAAGAAAAACGUCGUAUUAUUGAAUCACCUAAUAUUGAACCAGCUAAUACGACUUCAUCAUGUAAUUAUCUUGGAUCGUUCAAAGCCAAUACCAUUAUUUGUGGGGAAGUGACAACAUCAACUCUCACUUUCAACAACAAUGAUUUCUUAUUACUUGAAAUGAAUAUUUCUUCGAAUUCAUCUAAUCCACAAACAACACAAGCAACAUUCAAACUUUUAAAUAAACUUAUUCAACUUGAACAUUGUAUGGCUUUUAUUCUAAAAUAUUACAAAAAUAUAACACUUGAACAGAUAAUAGCUGUUUUAUUUGGUCGGUUUGUCGAUGCCCAUCGUCAUCGAACACCUGAACAAUUCUAUGACAUGAUUCAAGAAUUAACAAAUAAACAACGUCAUAUUGAUCGUGAUCAUGCUGAUAAAAUUCAACGUUACGAAAAUGAAUUAAAAUCUGUUCAUCUUCGUUGUGAAUCAAGUAUUGAUUUUUUACAUAAAGAAAAUGAUAUAUUAAAAAAUAAAUCAACCAAAACAAUAGAUGAUUUAGAAAACAAAUUAUCAAAAAUAACAGAACAUUUUCAUAAUGUUGAAAAAUCAUUUGAACAAAAAUUAAAUGAACAACAAAUAAUCUAUCAUAAUAAUAUAAAACAAUAUGAAAAUGAUUAUGAAAAAAGACUUCAAAUAUUAAAACAAGAAUUAAAAGAACAAAAUAAUAAAUCUCUUUUAUCUAUUCAACAUAAUCAACAAAUACAAAAUGAAUUACGACAACAAAAACAUCAAAUUAAAAUUGAUUUAGAAAAUCAAAUUCAAGAAAUUAAUAAUAAAACACGUGAAAAUGAACAAAUAUUAAUCAAUAAAUUAAAACAUGAAUAUGAACAAGCGAAUCAACAAGAUCAAGAAAAAUUACGUGAAAAUUUUAAUAAAGAAAUUGAUGAAAUCAAACGUAAAUAUGAACAAAUAAUAGAAAGAAAAGAUGAAAAAAUAAAGAAUGAUUUACAAAAAUUUAAUCAAUUAUCCGUUGAAACAAAACAUACACAUGAAAUUGAAAAACAACAGAUUAUCAAUGAAUAUGAACAAUUUAUUCAGAAACUUGAAAAUAAUUAUACACAAAAAGCUGAUGAAUAUGAAAAACGUAUUGAAGUAUUAAUUUCUAAAACACAUGAACAAUUAAAAACAAUGGAAGAUGAAUUUGAAGUACGUCAUGGUAAUCAACAAUUAAUUAUUAGUGAUCAACACAAAAUUAUUCAAGCAUAUAAAGAUGAAGAACAUCAUGCUAAAAUUGUGUAUGAAAAACAAUGUAAAAUGUUAAGUGAACAAUCUAUACGUGAAAAAAACGAAAUUAAAACGCAAUUUGAUAUAUGUAUGAAAAAUUUAGAAAAAAAUUUCAAUAUAUUAGCAUCAAAAAAAGAACAACUUGAACGUAAAUUAUCAUAUUUAAAAGAACAACAUAAACAUGAAAUGAUAGAGUGUCGUUUAUCAUAUGAAAAUAAUAUCAAAGGUCUUUUAUCAAAUGAUGUUCGUCUCGAUUUAGAAAAUACAAUACAGUCAUUAAAACAACAAGUUAUUUAUUUACAACAACGUACAGCUUUUCUUCAACAAGAACUUGAACAAUAUAUAGAAAUCUAUGGCCAUAGGCUAUCAUCUCAACAAUAA